AAAAUAUACAAAAAGCCAAAUUCUAAAAGCAGCAAGCAACAUAUGGGAGAGCGUUUCUAAGUGUUGCCAUAAAAGCAUAAUAAUUUGUUAAAUAAAGAUUUGGUUUAGAAUAGCUUACAGCUUUAGAGCAGUGAAUAAUAAAUCAACUAAAUAAAUUAUUUCAAUUAAAUGCAACAAUAAUUAUAAUAAAACAUUUCAAACUCAAGUAGCUAACACUUAUAAAUAAAUAAUAGUAUUUAAAAUCCCUCGUUUUAAAUGAAAUUAAAUCAUUAAUAAUUAAUAAAUUUAAAUCAGAAUCCAGCUAAUGGUUAAAUUCAUACUGCAGUACUGCCUCAUUAUAUUUAAAAUGCGUACUAAAAUAAUUAUUAUAAUAACUGCGGCUUUUAAAUAUAGAAUUAGAUUCAUGUUUAAUAAUGCUAAAAUAGAUAUGAUAUCGCUAAUAUUAAUCCAAUAAAUACUGAGUAAUAAGCUAAAAUCUUGCUAAAAAAUGAAGAUUCAAUAUCAAAUUGUUAAAUUUAGAAUGAGUAAAAUAGCAAAUAAGACAGUUACUCAAAUAGUUUGAACAGUUUUAAGCUCAAAGAUUAAUACAAAAAGUGCGUAGCAAUAAAACAACUCUCAGUUUAAAAACAAAUUGUUAAGAUUUUAUGUGAUACUUUGGCAGAUUCUGAAAGUUUGUAAUCAGUUGCUAAUUAUGAAAUAUAAUUUUAUACUGAAAUCAGUAAAAUGGCAAGAUUAUUAUUAUACGAUUCCUUCAAGAUUUAAAAUAAUGCACAAUUUUUUUGGGGACCUCUGAAUAUCUAAAGAUCUAUUAGGUCUGAUAUAAAAAAUCUUCAAAAGUUAAUUAGUAGGUUUUAUUUAAACCAAAUUUUUUCCCUUAAAAAGGAGUGGCUAACUCUUUAGAAAGAAUAACUCAAAUAAAAUUACACUCUUACCAAAGAAGAAGAUUUAAAGUAAUUAUUUUAAUCAUAGUUUGAGGAAAAUCAAACAUAGUUAACGUUAGAUCUAGAGACUUGUGGUAAAGAUGGGAACGAUUAUGGUAACACUUAAGGUUUUUAACAAUCUCCUGAAUUUGUCAAUAAAUAAAAGAAACUAUUCGAAAUAUCAUUAAAAAUAUAGCAUUUGAUUCAAUUUUUAUCAGAAACGACAGAGGAAGAAUGCGAUAAAAAUAAAAAUUAGAGAAAUGGAAUGUGGGAUUAUGCAAACACGGUUUUUGAAUUGCUUGAUAAACAAACAGAAGACAUACAACAAAGUUGUAUAUUACUCGCAAGUGACAGAUCUUCUAUGACCCACUUUGACUCUACUGCUCUCGGAGUAGCUUUGUAUUAUUAUGUAAAUUUACAACCAUCUCCAACUGGAUAGUUCUUUUAUGGAAUCACUAAUCUUCCUAAAAUUACAUAUAUUUCAUUUAAGAAAAGCUGGGAUGGAUUGACAGAAGAUGUUUUAAAUUGGAAUCCCAUCUAAAAUAUAAGCGUCAAUCCUUCAAUUCAGACAAUUGUCAUUACAGAAUCUUCUUUUGACUAUCCUCCUUACAAUUUUAACAAUUUCUCUUGUAAUAAUCAAUAAAAUAUCAUCAGGCCUAACACUUACAAAAUUUGUAUAGAUUAGAUUGAAUUCGAAAAACACAAUAAAGGGGCUGAAAAAUCCAAUUAGUAUAAAAUAAAGUCUGAUGAUAUUGUUUAUAUUUUUGAGAAAAUCAUAUAUCCUUUAGUAAGAGUCCAUAAACCAAGUGUAAUAAUAAUGAAUCAUAACUUUUCUUAUACCAGCGAAAACGGGCCUUUAAAGGAUCAAUAAUAAAAAUUAAACAGCAACAACGUUUAAUAUGAUUUAAAACCUACUGACUUUGCUUCAAUUUUAUAGACUUUAGGGACAGUCUGUUCAUAGAAAGUAGUAUUGGUUUCAAAUAAUAAAUUUACAGAUUUUUAAUCAGAAUUCAAUACCUUUUAAUGUAAUUAAAAAAUGACUGAUGAUUUGAUUGAGUCACAAAAAGUAGAAAAUCUUCAAUUUUAAUCAGUUUAAUCUUUACCAAGGAAAAAAAGACAAAUUGAAUAAUAACCAUUAGAUAUUUAAAUUUCCCCAAUUAUUCCUAAUUACCACAAAUAAAUAUCAAAUGUUUUGAAUACACAAACAGAAUAACAAUCAAAAAAAAUUUAGAAAGCUAACUAGAAAAUAUUUUAGAGGUAGCUAGCUGAAAAUUAAGCUGAUGCAAAAUAGGAUUUCAUAAUUAUUGACAAAGAUAAUGAAGAUUAAUUGCUAAGUAAAAACAAUAAUGACUAAUAAAAUUCAUAUAAAAAUAUUCUGGUUAAUAAUUAAGUUUUAUAGACUUAAUUUCCUAAUUUAAUCAACACAUCUUAAUACGCUUCUGGAAAAGCUGCUUCCUUUUUGCUAUAAAAUGACUCAGCUAAUUUACAUAACUUAUAAAAUAAUUAAUAACAUUAGUCACUUGUUCAGCAACCUAGAUAUUUUUAAUCUAACUAAUUAGAUGUAAAUCUUUGUCAAAUCAACCAAACAAAUUUAUACGCUAAUUAGUAGCAAAGUUAAUCGAUUAUUUCUUGCGUACCUAAUUAUGUUAGCAAUCUUAAUUAAUUUUAAGAUUCAAAUAUGAUUCGUUUUUUGGAUGCCAAUUAGCAAAUGAACUAAGUAUCUAAAAUUUAAUAAAUUUCUUCAUAUCUUCCUGCUCAUUUAAAUUAACCUAAAAUAUUCUACUAAAGUUAGCAAGCUCUUAAUUCCCGUGUUUCUGACUCAAAUUUUAAUUAAAAAAAUCAAAUAAAGUCUAUGUAAAGUGCUUCAAAUGAAAAAAAAAGAAGAAUUAAUUUACAAAAUUAAUAAUCAGAUAUCCCAAUUUAAAAAAAUAAAAACUAAUAAUUUAUAGAUAAUGUUUCCAAAUAUUAUUAAAAAAUUCUACAAUCACCAAUAAUAAGUAGAAGCGGGAAGGCUGUUUGUUUCUACAUCCAAAAAUAUAUGGACUUGGACACUUAAAAACUCUAACAAGACAUUGAAGAAUUAAAUUAAAAAAUUUUACAAGAAAAAUCAGUCUUAGAAAUUCAGAACAACUGUGAAAAUACUUAACAAGAGACUUAAUAGCAGAUUUAAUCUACUUAAAGUAUGUAAAAUAAUAUCUAAAGUUAAAAUUUGAAUCCAAAGCAAGAUAAAGAAGCAGCAUUAAAUUAAAGCUUAGCCAAAUUAAAGGAUUUGUAAAAAUAAUUUGAAAUUAUUCAAGAAAAGAAAAAGGUUCUGCUUAAAAACAUAAAUGAGAUAUUUUCUCAAAAUAAAUGGAGACUUUCCAACUUCGUGUUUAAUUGGCAAAUUGUUGUCAAAUUGAUCAGAGAUGAAGAUGAAAUCGAAAAGUAUUUACUCACAAAUACCAGCAUUGAUAAUGUCUAAGGUAGCAUAGAGGAAAUAUUUAAAUUAGAUUAAACUGUAGAUAAAUCUUAACAAAAAAUAGCAGCUAUCAUUUUCUCACUCUAUAAACAGUAAUAAAGCUAAAGAUAAUAGCAGAUCUAUGAUUUAAUUGAGAAAAAAGAACUUUUUGAGAAAAAAUAAUCAUCUUAAAAAGAAGUUGCAUAUAGAUUUUAUAAGAAAUACACUGAAUAUGUUCUGCAAACAUUGCUUUAGACUCUAUAUUCAAAUGCAGAAAUUAAGGAUGUAUUUUCUAAUUCGUUUAAGAGUAAAUCAAAUUAUCUAAAUUAAGUCAACCCUCAUUUUUAGUUGUAUGUCUAAGAGAUCAACAAAAACUUAAUACUCUAAAAAGAAAAACAUAUAAGAUAAUAUUUCUUAGAAGAAGGCAAUAAUAUUCCUGAAUUAAGUUACAUAAUUAAAGAUAAUGAAAUGAGAUGCUUGAAAGCUGACUAAAAUAUGAACUUCUUAUCCAAUUAUAGUGAUAAAUAAUAUCAAAAAGACCAAGUCCCAGAAGAUCAGUAGAUAAUUACUCAAGAUCAGUAAGAACCUGAAACCAAUCAGAUAAGAUAAACUAAAGCAUCAAAAAAAGGAGAAAUAGGAGUGUCCAGUGCUUUAGUAAGAGGAGAUACAAUAAAUUAAAACAAGGAUGCAACAAAUAAUAAUCAAAUUGAAAAAUAAAGUAGUUAAUUUGAAAGAAUUGAAGAGGAAGAAAAACUUGAGAAGAAAAAAAUUGAAGAGAUAGAAUUGUCUAAAUUCUUCAAAAACUUCAAAAAUGUAAAUUAGAAAUGCUCCAAAGAAUCUCUCAAAUUCAAGCUUUCAACUGAAAUAAAAGGACUUAAUUAUAUAACAAAUCUAAAGGCCCAGUCUUAAAAUCAAUUAAGUAAUCCUAGCCUGUUAAAAAAUUUCCAUUAAUUCAAAAAUAUCUCCAACUUAAAUUUUAAUAGCUAAUAAUUCAAAAUAUCUGAAAGCGAUUUUAAUUAACCUAAAACUGCUUAAGUUAGAUAAUUAAAUGUUCAAAUGAAUUCCAUCUAAAAUAAUUCAGAAAUCUUUAAAAACUCUCAAAUGAACUGCAUCUAAACUAAUUCAGAAAUGAUGAAAAAUGCUCAAAUGAACUACAUCUAAACUAAUCCAGAUAUAUUAAAAAAUGCUCAAAUGAACUACAUCUAAACUAAUCCAGAAAUCUUGAAAAAUUAAUAUCUUUAUAACAACUAAUUAGUUUCUAAUAACUCAAAUAUUCAGACUGUGUUCAGUCAUGUCAAUAGUGCUUAAUAGCAAUAUUAAAAUUAAAAUUUAAUAAGAAAUGACAUAAAAUUAUAAGAAAAUUUGAGAACUAAAAAAUUAAUGGCUAAGAAAUAUAAAAGCGAAAUUUUCGACAUCAGAUAGUAAAAGAUAGUAAAACUGAAAACAUCUCAAAGACUAGUCUUAUAUGAUGAAGACUGCUAGAUUCAGGUUAUCUAUUUGCCAUAAAAUACUUUAGAAAUUUAUCUCUUCAACUUAAAAAUUUAAAAUAACUAUAAUCAUGUGAUUUUAACUCAACCUUACCCUAACUCAGAAAUAUUUGAUGCCAAAUAUAUCCCUGUUCAAUAAUAAGAUGUGAGAUUUUCUUCAUCAUUAUGCUAUAAUGAAAAUUUUGUCUUCAAAGUGUUUGGUGAGAGUAUCCAAUCAGAAAGAACUAUCAACUAAAUAGAAAUCAUAAACAGAAUUACUAAAGAGUAUAGAUUACUUAAGUACAAUGGAAGUAACUCGUAAUCAUUAUAAAUAGUUUCACAAUUUUCCUCCAGCUGCUUCUUUAGCCCUAUAACACAACUGCAUUACAUCAGCUGUUUUGGAGGGUAUGAUCCUGAAAGAAAACCCGUUACUUAAGCUGGCUUAAUAGAGGUUAACUUAAACAACUUUACAUAUAAAAUAGCUGAAACUCUAAAUAAAAGCGAUUUUAGUAAUGAAUAUUUUAUUUUUUACAAAAGUCGUCCGAUGAAUGGGAAAAAAUGUCAUCCAAAUCUUUAAAAUGUUAACUAAGAAAAAAAUUAACAAUUAACUGCAGAAAGAAGCGUUAAAGAUUUCUGGAAGAAAGUCCCUCACUUUUUUAGCUCGUCACAGUCGGUUUAUGACGAGGUUUCAGAUUGUAUCUAUGUUUUUGGAGGAAAUGCUAAUAACAGAUAAAGCUCCAAUAAUUUUUAAGAAUCAAUAAUAAAAAGCUCUCUUUCAUGCAACAGCUUUAGUUGGGAAGAGUAUUUGUGCUUUGUCAAAUUCUAAAAUGUAUCACGCUCAACUAGCUUAAAAGAUGCUAUUUUCCUAAAGCUAGAAGUUAAAAACAUGAACGAGAUAAUUUAUCAAAAUAACAUAUUCCUAAAUGAGUAAAAAAUAUAAACAUUUGAUCCUGUCUAUGGUGCUUAAGGUCCCAAUGCUAAAAAAAUGCAAGAAAGCAUUAAUAAAAAAGCAGAAUUCUCUACUCUAUUUCGUCAUAGCAAUAUCUUGAGUUAUAGAAUUCAAGACUAAUAAAAUAAAGAAGCAAAAAACAUAGAAGGUAAAAUGGAAAUAGAGUAAAAUUAAAGUACCUCAAGUACUUUUGUGAUAUAAUAAUCUCAUCCAACCCAUUUUAAAUUUGAAAAAUUAGCCUAUAGAAACGAUCAGCAGCCCCAUUAACUUUUAUCAAUGGCAUUUUCUAUGGACAAAGAUCCUUUGCCAAAGAUUUAAUUACAAGUUAAAGUAGGCUGUUGUUGA
Molecule: messenger RNA, 6117 nt
Organism: Tetrahymena thermophila SB210
Lineage: Eukaryota; Ciliophora; Oligohymenophorea; Hymenostomatida; Tetrahymenidae
Exons: 2
Source: RefSeq, a predicted model, not a curated record